This is a messenger RNA of Leptopilina boulardi, 1438 nucleotides long. RefSeq names its product elongator complex protein 6-like (gene Elp6). The transcript has 2 exons. NCBI's taxonomy places the organism in Eukaryota, Metazoa, Arthropoda, Insecta, Hymenoptera, Figitidae. The record is from RefSeq and is a predicted model, not a curated record. Gene Ontology annotation, cellular component: elongator holoenzyme complex. Gene Ontology annotation, biological process: tRNA wobble uridine modification. The coding region runs from base 203 to 1048 and encodes 281 amino acids.
GACGUCUUGAAAGUGCACGUGCACUUAAACACGCAAUGUUCUGAAAAACUCUUUAAAUGCAGUGAUUUUGAUGUCUUAAACGACUUUUAUACUUGACAUUAUUAACAGUAUUGUUGUUAAAAUUUUUUGAAAGGAGGAAUUUUCAUUGGAAAGUAUAAUUUAUAAUAAAUCAUCGGAAAAAAGCUGUUUAGCGAUUUCCACGAUGACGGACGCUGUUUGCAGUGCUCUUGGAAUUGAUAGAGUUGAUUUGAGAGGAAAAUUAACGCUAAUUGAAGAACAACAUGGAAGCGAUGCUAACUUUCUUGUAAACUCAUUUAUUUCAUCUUCUUUAGAAAAAGGCCAAGGAAUAUGUCUUGUUUUGUUUCAUAAUACUUUUGGUCAUUAUCAUAAUAUAGGUAUGAAAUUGGGUUACAAUUUAAAUGUUUUACGAGAAAGAGGUCAAGUUUCAAUUCUAGAACCCAUGAAACUGAUAGCGAACAAUAUUCAUGAUCUUGGACAUGAUUCUGUGGAUGCUGCAAAUGUGGAAUUUAAUGAAAAAAAUACUGAGGAUGAUAUCAGUAAUCUGAAUAUUAUGGAACAUGGACCAAGUCUUGUACAUAAAUUGAUUGUUCCUUUAAAAAAACAAAUUUACGAAUUAUUGAAAAAUCAAGAUUCCGUUAUGGUUAUUAUUGAUGAUUUGAGUCAUCUUUUUGACCUUCAAAUGAAUCUCAGAGAUGUGUGGUUUUUUGUUAGAUACAUAAGAACUUUUGUUGAGUUUGAACAUUCAUUAUCAAUGUGUAUUUUAACACAUACUUAUAAAGCAGAUCCUGAUUCUUGUCAACCAGAUCUUAUUGCAGUUGGCUUGAAACAUAUUGCUCAAUUGAUUAUUGUCGUUGAACCUUUAAGUACAGGUCUCGCUAAAGAUGUUUCUGGAAAAAUGAAUGUUCGAUGGAAAAUGGAUUCUAUUAGAACAAAAUAUAAUUGGCCUGAGAAGCUAUCUUAUCUUUUCAAAUUAUUGGAUCGUCAAGUUAAAGUUUUCCCUCCUGGUAGUUCAACUAUUCUUUUUUAAAAAUGUGACAAAAUCCUUUAUUGAUUAAUGACAGAACUUUUAAGAGACAGGAAACUGUAAUAAUAAAAAUUUGUCAUUAUCAAAGAAGAGUUUUUUUUAUCUCAUUUAUAAAAAAAAUUAAAACAAAAAAAAAACAAAAAGAAUUUUUACAAUUAAAAGUAUUUUUAAAAUAAUUAAAGAUUGCGUUAGGUCAACGGAUUACAAAGAAAUGUUUAAUCUUCGAGAGUGAAAUGCUUUUAUAAGACACUGAAUAUUUAAGAUAAUUCGAGUUUCAAAGACUGUGUUACUUUUGUAUUUAAUUAUUAUCAUUAAACGAUUCAAUUUUCUCAUUAUUUGUCAAUUUAAACAAACAACGAUAAUUAUCUAAUCAAUAAAUCAUUAUUCUCAGUA